Molecule: messenger RNA, 2594 nt
Organism: Xyrauchen texanus (razorback sucker)
Lineage: Eukaryota; Metazoa; Chordata; Actinopteri; Cypriniformes; Catostomidae
Product: matrix remodeling-associated protein 8-like
Exons: 10
Coding region: 203-1534 (443 amino acids)
Biological process (GO): cell adhesion; establishment of glial blood-brain barrier
Cellular component (GO): cell surface; membrane
Source: RefSeq, a predicted model, not a curated record
AGGGGGGCAGGCCGGGGAGAGAUGGUCUGAAAACUGAAGGUGGAUCAGUAGUGCUGACUGCCGCUGAUGUCGCUGGACGACAAACAGCAAGUCUUUGCCUUCGUGGUAGAAGUUUGUCAGGUUAUCCAGCACUGCUAAAACUUGUCUUUACACACUCUUCAACGCGUCCUUUUAUGAAGAACGACCCAAGAGGAUAUCGGACAUGAAGAAUUUGACUCGAGCGAUUUUCUUUUUUCAACUUCUGGCUUCAUUCGUCUUCAGCCCUGCCCUAGGCCAAAGUGAUGGCAGUGGGGUGGUGGUGGCUAUGUACAACAUGAGCGCCCCCCAGGGAUCUCGAGCAGUAUUGCAGUGUCAUAGUCAGCGCAUGGUGUGGACCCAAGACCGCAUUAAGGACCGCCAACGUGUAGUACACUGGGAUCUCCUUCGUAGUGGCCCAGCUUAUGCAAUGGAGCGUGUCAUAGACAUGUUUUCUGCUGGAGACCAGCGCAUCUACAAUGGAUACAACCAGGGACGCAUUAGUAUGCCCAAGACUGCUUUCAAAGAUGGCAACUUCUCAUUAGUUAUUGAAGACAUUGCAAUGACUGACAAAGGAAUCUACUCCUGUAAUCUGCAUCAUCAUUACUGCCACCUAUAUGAGUCAAUUAAAGUGCAGCUUAAUGUCACCAAGUCAGCACGUAAGGAGAGACGGUUCUGGGAUGGUCAGAAGGCUGUGUAUGUGGUUUUGGUGGGCAGCACGGUGGUUCUCCCUUGUGUUAACCGCCGGCCAAUAUGGACAGAAGGUAACAGUCAGGAGGACCAACAGCAGGUUGUGCAUUGGGACCGGCAACCUCCAGGGGUCCAACAUGACCGUGCCAAUCGUCUCAUCGACCUGUACGCCUCCGGCGAGAGACGUCACUACGGGCCACUAUUCGUUCAGCGAAAGAUGAAUAUUUCUGCCAUGGCAUUCUCACAAGGAGAUUUCUCUCUCAUCAUAUCAGACAUCCAGCAGAUUGAUCAGGGUCUAUACUCCUGCCAUCUUCACCAUCACUACUGUGGUCUGCACGAAAGACGCAUCUUUCAACUUACCGUGACCCCUCCGGUCCCUCAAGAACCCACCGAUGAACCACAACACCUUCCCAAUGAAGACCCAAACACCAACAUGGUGGAAGUGCCGCCACAUGUCAUCAACGUCAUCUUGCCUGAGCACAGAAGUCUCUUCUUUCAGCAGCUGGGCUACAUCCUGGCCAUCCUUCUCCUUCUGGCUCUUAUCGUGUUGGCUAUCAUUCUCCUCACACGUCGCCGUAAAAGACAAGGCCAAGAGUUUGAUCCACAGAAAAUUGAAAGCCCACCUUUGCCAACGGUGAAGUAUGUGGGCCACAAAUCAUAUGUUAAGAAAGAAUGUGAGCGAAGCAUCUCAGAGAUGAGGUCAAGCAACCAGGAAGAGACAAAGCUGGACUACAAGAACAAUCUUCUGAAAGAAGCAGAAAUGUCCAAACUGUGCUCCCCAAAAGCCAUUGAUUUGGACCGAGAGAUAGAGAAGCUGUCUUGGAAAUAGGAGGCACAUUGUCACUGGCUGGUCCAGGGGCAAAUUUGGAAAAGAAAAAAGAAAAUAAAGAUGGGUGAAAUAUAGCAAGGACAUGACAGAAAAGAAUGCGAGAGUAGCAUGGUUGUACAGUUUUUUCUUAUUCAAGAUCCAUCUUUUUUGGCUUUUUGACCAGUGACUGUGUGACACAGCUGUACACAGCAGAGUCAGUAUUUUGGACAACAGAUAUAGCAGACUAAUGGCAAAUAAUUUCUAUUUUAGCAUUAUAUCAACAAGCUUAAAUAUAUUAGAAAAUAGUCAUAUGUUUUUUCUUUGCCAAAUGCUGCCACACACACUAUGAGUGGGAAGUAAGUACACCCAGACUUACAGUGAGUGUUUUGAGUGUCAGAAUAUGUGUAUUGAUGUGAGGUUUGGGAUUUGUGUGACAUAAAUAAAUGGUUAGCUCAGAAAGCGUUAUGGUAGGAUGAAACUUCUUACUUAUCAAGUAUGUGGAAUCAAUAUAAAAAAGUGUUUUUCUUUUUAAAUCUUGCAUUUAACUUUAGUUUCUUCACUCAACAACAAUUUGAGCAGAUUGCUGAUUUAUGCAUUUCAUAAGAACUUUCCAUUAAAUUAAAGUAAUCUUAAAUAAAAUUUAUAAAAUAAAAGAAACGUUGAAUUUGUUGAAAAUUCUUAUACAUUAUUUCAUUUUGUUAAAGGUUAGUCAAUUCAAUUAGAUAGAAAUGUGUCAUGAAAUUGAAAUGUAUAAAUGUUAAGAUUAGGCAAAGUACUAUUUUAGUAACAACCUUUUAACCUUUACCAUUAUGCUUAUGUUUUAUACACAUUGUAACUCUCUAAAUUAAAAUUAUGUCUCUCUCCGCAUUUAGGCAGAACAGUUACUUGAACUGAUUUAAGUUAUUUCAUGUCCAAGUGUAAUUAAAAUAUUCACAGUUGCAUGGUCACGAUAUUGCCAAAGCUAUUGCUACUGUACAUCACCAAAUGCAUUUCUAAUGUUCAUGUUUGUGAUUUUUAACUUCUGAAUUGUUUAAGCUGCUUAUUGUGACAAUUAAUACAUGUAAUAUCUCUUAUGUAGGCA